Cyprinus carpio (common carp) is the source of this 6254-nucleotide messenger RNA. RefSeq names its product CTD small phosphatase 1 (gene ctdsp1). The record is from RefSeq and is a predicted model, not a curated record. Gene Ontology annotation, molecular function: RNA polymerase II CTD heptapeptide repeat phosphatase activity. Lineage: Eukaryota; Metazoa; Chordata; Actinopteri; Cypriniformes; Cyprinidae.
ACUUCUUAUUUUGAUGUCCUGCUCUAACCUCUCUAGAGUUUUCUGAAUACUGGCCAGCUCGUGGUUAACACGGCUGAGAGCCACAUGAUCAACUGUGAUAGUGAGGAAACCAAAACCUCAAGUUAGCUUUUGCGCAAUCCCUUUCCUGUUUACGAGUUGUGACAGUUGAAUAUAACCAUGAUGAGAAUUAAUCUCAUUUGUGCUCAUGUAGAGACCCUAAAUUACUCUAAAUCAAUGUUUUAAAUUUAUUUAGCAAAAAGUAAAGCUAUCGGUUCUUAUGAUUCCCAACUAAUUGAAAGCCGAUAUAAAGGUAUCUCAAAAAUCUUGCCACUCAUAAUUCCAUUGAACUAAUUAUUCAGGGAAAAAAAAGCAUGGCUGUGAACAACUACGAGCAGAUCGGGUGUCAAGACGCUGUAGGUGUCGGAUUCAGAUUUAUGCCUUACUUCAGCUUUUUAUAGUGAUUUGAUACACUAGGAGUUAUUUGUCACAUCUCUGAAGCACCAAAAUAAAUCGGUAGGUGUCCUGAAGGCGGGCUGAGUGCAGGGUUCAGUGGAGUCUCAACCCCUCUGUCAUGUCAUCGUGCACAUUGCUGCUGGUGUCUCAGGCAGGCUGUGGGCUCAACGAAUCCCUUCAGCCUUGCAAGCCUUCUCUGCAAAUGCAGAUCUCUGAACCUAUGGGAGAAUGUUUGGAGUGUUUCCCUUCUUCUGACCUUUGCCAGUGUUUUGGAGAACGGAUGUCUUUUGUCGAAAGCAACUUUACUAAAUACUUGGAAUCCUCUGCCUUUUUUAAAAGCGAGCCCUCAGAAGUAAACAUGCCCGCUGAACUGUGCUUUGGCCAUUCUGAGGUCUCUGGACAAGGGGAUCCUAAAAAGGAAAACCAGUCUUUGGAACGUGCUGCAGAGCAAGAAGCACUUAUUGAAUCCACUGCACACCAAAACGCCAUUGAGGUGAACGAAGCCGAUGGAAUUUGCAUUGAAAAUGGUCAAAUCAAUGGUGAAUUUUCAGAUCAGUCUUGUUCAUCUGGAUACAGCUCUUUGUUUGACAGCUGCUCUGAGCAUGGUGAGUGUUUUGAAAUAAGCAGUUCUUCAGUUGACUUGGUUGAAAUAAGCCAGAAUGAUGAACUUGGCAUUACAUUUGAGCCAAGUGAUCAAAGUGAGAUUUCUGAACAUGAUGCUGAACAGUUAACUUUAUCCGAGAUGAGCCUAGAUGAUUGUGAGUCUUUUCAACGAGAUGAUGCAGAACAGAUAAUUUUAUCUGAGAUGAGCCUAGAUGAUUGUGAGUCUUUUCAACGAGAUGAUGCAGAACAGAUCAUUUUAUCUGAGAUGAGACUAGGUAAUUGUGACUCUUUUGAACAAGAAGAUGCAGUAUGGUUAAACUCAUCAGAGAUGAGCUCAGACCUUUGUGAGUUUAUUCCACAAGAUGAUGCCGAAUCGGUAACUUCAUCUGAGUUUAGCCCAGACUGUUUUCAAGAAGAUAAUGCAGAAGUAAUUUCAUCCAAGUUGAGCCUAGAUGAUUGUGAAUCUUUAACACAAAGUGAUGCAGAACAAGCAACUGAGGGAGAUCUUUGUGAUUCUAUUCUACAAGCUGAUGUUGAGUCCUCACAAUUAGGUCCUUCAGAUCAUGAAACGCUUUCUGAAUGCGAUGUAGAAUAUCAGGACCUGCACAGCGAGUGUGAAAACAGCAGUGCUGAAGACAGCUUAUCUGAUCAAAACAGUGCAGUUGAACUAGAUUCUGAAGUCUGCGAGACAUCUAAACAGUCUGAGCAUAACAAUCAAAACAAGCUUGAUGACUACCAUGCCACACAUUUUGAAUCCCCUGAACUGUGUCAGGACUCUAAAGAAAGUAAGCCAUCUGACCACUGUGUGUCCCUUGAGCACACACAGCUUACUGGGCAAAUGGACACCACUGAUGACAGCCUAGAUGAUUGCACUUGUUCGAUGGAGAACUUUGAUUGUAGUCGGACCUUUGACUCCCCAACUGAAGGGCAUCAAGACUGUAACCGGCGAUCUGAGCACAGCGAAUCCUCUGUAUGUUUUAAGGUUUUAGAACAAUGCACAAGCUGUGGAACGUACUUUGAGAAAUGUGAUGUCCGUGAACAAUGCACUCCCUCUGUGCCCACUGACCUUUCUGAGGGCCCACAUCAAAGCAGACUUGCAGAAAAAUGCCCAGAGUCUUCAAGAACACACAGCUCUGUCUUUCACAAUCCUGAAAUAACCAAAGAAAAUUUGCCUAAUCAUAGCAGUAAAACUGAAAUUAGGAAACCAUCUCAGUCUGAUGCCAUGUUUUCUGGAUCAAUGGAAACCUUUGAGGCUCGGUGGCUUUCUCAAUUUCUUACUGAUCUUUUGAGGCAUAAUAAGGAGAUUUCAAGUCCUGCUGCUGAAAUCAGUGAGUCAAAUGGAGACACAGAAAUCCCUGAAGUUGAAGCUUUUGACAACUAUAGGAAGCUCUGUAAAAAGUGUGACGACUUGGAGAAUGGGAAAUGUUGUAAUGAUGAAAACCUUCAAUCUUUUCAACUUGCUGAUGAUGAUGAGGAGGUAAAGUUUGAACACCACUCGAAUGUGGACAUCUCCCUGAAUGCAUUGACCACAGUGGCAGGUUCUUCAGAUGAAUCGAGCGAGGAGGAGUAUGGCGACUGCAUGGAUGGUAAAAGUCAAGAAAGCUGUGAAACUGAAUCAUUCAAAAGUUUUGUUGAGUCUGAAUCAUUCGAAAUCUUCUCAGAUCAACCAUGUGAUAAGGAAAACCGUCUUGAAGACGAUGAUGAGUCCUUGAUUCAAAUUCUACAGCCAGAUGAAUACCCUGAUGAAGGUAACGAUGAGAAUUUUGGUUUAGAUGCUUGUGAAGAAGAAUGUGAGAUUGAUUCUGAGCAACAAGUGACAGGAAAGAAAAGCAGUAAAACAUAUGCUGAAGCUGUAGCUGUUGGACUCCCAGUUAAAUGUGCCAAACCAGAUGAGGUCCAUGAAACUGAAGAUUAUGGGCCUGGUUUUAUGGAUGAAUGCUUCUCCUCGUAUUCUGAGAGCAAGGAUGAUGAACUUUGCUACAGAAAUGGAGAGGUCGCUGAACCCCUUGUUGAUAUGCAAGUGUCCUGUGUUGCAGCUAUUGAUGGUUGUGGACUUGAAGUCGUCGACAGUGUAUCUGGAGAUUCCACAGAAUUGUGUGCUGUGAAGGACACAUUUCAAGGACCUGAUACUUUGGAAUCACGUGUUGAAGGAAGUGAGGUCAGUCAGGAUUUAACUGAAAAUGACAGUUCUGAGAACGCAGAAAACGUACAAGAUCUCAGUUCUGUGGUUGAAAUCGAUGCAAACGAGGAGACACACUCUGACUUUGAUGAAACUGAGGGGGCUCAUGGUCCUUGUUGUGGAGAGAUUGAAACUACUGAAGAUGAAGAAACAACCCUGUGUGACUUUGAGGAUGUUGUGGUAUGUUCUGAUGAACUUGACGAAGGUAAAGAAACCCCAACUGCUGAUCAACUGAUCUCUUGUGCCUUUGAGGAGCAGUCAAAAACAGAGACUGGCACUAUUUGGGUAUCAGAUGGUCAGCAAGAGGCCAAUACCGAGCCAAAAGACACCUCUGGGCUCAUUCAUCCUUCUGGAACAGAUGGCCUGUCUGAGAAGGACCAGAAAAAUGAAAAAUUAGAGGAACUUAUACAUCAAGUUGCAAGAAGUGAAGCAUCUGAACAAGACACAUUAUUUAAGUCUGACCAAAAAAACAGUGAACAGAAUCAUUCUUACGAGGAGAGUGAUGUAUCUGAAGAUGAAGAGUACCCAGAGGACUGUGAUUGUGAAUUCUGUCUUCCACCCAUAGAUCAGGUCCCAGCCAAACCACUUCUUCCACAGAUAAAGUCUAAAGAUGUAGGGAAGAUCUGUGUAGUCAUUGAUCUGGAUGAAACACUAGUCCACAGUUCAUUCAAGCCGGUAAAUAAUGCUGACUUUAUCAUUCCAGUGGAAAUUGAUGGGACAGUACAUCAGGUGUAUGUGUUGAAGAGACCUCAUGUUGACGAGUUCCUCAAACGGAUGGGGGAACUGUUCGAGUGCGUGUUAUUCACUGCAAGCUUAGCCAAGUAUGCUGAUCCAGUCUCGGAUCUGCUGGACAAAUGGGGAGCUUUCCGAAGCCGUCUUUUCCGGGAAUCUUGUGUGUUCCACCGUGGAAAUUAUGUCAAGGACCUAAGCCGUCUAGGCAGGGAUCUCAACAAAGUCAUCAUUGUGGACAACUCGCCAGCCUCCUACGUCUUCCACCCGGACAAUGCUGUACCUGUAGCCUCCUGGUUUGAUGACAUGUCUGACACAGAGCUGCUGGAUCUCAUCCCUUUCUUUGAGAGACUGAGUAAAGUGGAUAAUGUGUACACUGUGCUGAAGCAGCAGAGGACUACUAGCUAGCACGACACUAAAGGGCAGCUGUCACUAUGGGGCCAGAGAGGCUGCUGGGCUCGGAGCACCACACUGCUUCCCCCUAACAGGACCAGCCACUAGCUCAGUCCUCAUCACCUACCCAGAAUUCCAUUCACAUGAUGUUUGAAAAAGAAGUCAAAUGACAGAACUGUGAAGGACUGCUUUAGCUAUUACGUGCAUAAAAGAAGAAGCUGAUUGUUUUAACACUCAGUUGCGUGAAUCUCAGGAAAGCGAGCAAGAGCAUAUUUCACCCUGAAGUCAAAUAAUAGAAAUUAUAUUUUGCGCAAAGAAAAUGAAAGAGAUGCUUUUUUUGCCUUUGUGACAUUAUUUUGACAGCUAAGCACAUUGCCUCGAAAUGUUGCCAUAACGCAAACUUAUAUUUACUGUAAUGUGUAAAAAAAAAAAAUAUUAUUUAAAUUGUAUUGUAUUUAUACAUUAUGGUUGUAUUUGUCGGACUGCUUUUAAUUUAUGCUUGUUUAUGCAAAAAAUCAUCGUUGUGAAUAACAAUGGAAGCUACAAAAAGAAAACAAAACAAGAGCAUGUGUUAUGGUAAUAAUGAGGGGCAAAUUGUUUAAUUGUCAUAAAAUUAAUUUCACAAUGAAAAAAAAAAAAGUCAAAGUACACUUUGUUUUCUUUAUGCAAAUAUUUUGUAUUUAUUUUACUCUUAAUUUUAGGGGGAAAUGUGUCCUAUGCAAGUGUUUGUGCGAUUCACCCAAAAACGUGUUACUCCUUAGCAAGUCUCUCAUUUUUUAUGGUCAAGGGAAGCCCUGUUAAAAUGAAAAAAGUUGAUUGUCCUCUUUGGUUGGUUAUUUGAGGAUAUGUUUUUUUUUUUUUUAGAAAAUGACUUCCUCUUCUUUGGUUAAUAUCUUGAGUUAAACUUCCCUCAUUCCCUGUGUCUGAUGAGUUUACUUCGAGAACUCAAGUAUGGGCAAAAACAUAAAUGGCAAUCACAUGGAAUAAUAUGCUGUCUUUCCUUUCCUUUUUUUUUUUUUUAUUUAAUCUAGCCAGCUUUAUUGGACUCUAAAACAAGCGUUUAUUAUCCCUUUAUUUUUCCAAAAAUCAUGUUUUUUUUUUCCUUUUCCUCCUCCAGUUUCUUAAUCAGAUAAGAAAGACUCUUGAUGCAAUCAGCCAGCACUUGAAAUUCAAGUUUCACAAAGCAACAGAUGUAAGAAAGGGUAAUUGGUCUGACAGUUGUUGUGUCCCACGGCCAGUUUUCACUCCGAAGGUAAAGCUAAUGCACCUUCUGAAUCAUAUACAGUAUGCUUUAUUUUGUCUAAUGCGAGGUCAUUCACCAUGGCCUUAAAAUUACAGUAGCAAAAAUUUGUCAGACGAUAUCAAAGUGGUCUUAUUUACGAAAUCAGUUUGUCUGAUGCUGUAUAGUUUUUAAAUUCAUAACAGUAUGCCAUUUGUGUGUUUAUAUUAAUCAAAACGAGUAAAGAAUACUGGAAUCAAAUCUUGAUUAUGUUCGACUUGUAAUGCCUUAACUCUCCAUUAGAUCACUAAGCUGUCAGAUGGUUCAUUGAGAAAGUGAUUUUGGCAUUGGCGUAAGCAUGCCGUACUGUGGACUGGGGAGCCCAUGUUAAUGUGCAAGGCCUAUCUUGCUCAGCACUAUCUGAGUUGAUUGUUUUGCAAGUGCCAAUAUUGAUGUUUCGAGACAUAACGGUGAUGUUCAUGUGUCCGGGAGAGAGUGGAAAGAUGAUGUUAUGGUUUUUAAUACUGGUGUUUUGUCCAUUUUUCAGUGUUUGACUGUUUAAAUAGAUUUGGUGAUGGCGAAACAUUUGCCAUCUCUAUAUUUGUGAUAUUAAUGAAAAUAGUGCUGUGCCAUGGAGAAAAAAAAAAGUUUUUGUUAUUCAUAAAAGUUUAAAGAGCA